AUGAAUCUUCCUGAGGAAAUCUUAGUGGAAAUUCUCUCAAGGCUUCCGGUUAAGUGUCUCCAUCGUUUCAAGUGUGUAUCCAAAUUGUUUACCUGUUUAAUAUGUGACCCCCACUUCCACAACAAACACCUCCGACAUGCCCAAAGUUGUAGCAAUUUGGAAUCUAAAAGACUGCUUGCUAAUAUUGAUUUUGAUCUCAGGGUAUCUUGCUCGUUAUUUUCUGCUUGUUAUAACAACAGAAAUAUCGCCUGGAGACCUAACUAUGCUGCUAGCAAUGAUAAAAUUAGGAAAAAUUCCAUAUCGGUGGCUGUUGUUUGCUCGCAUGUUAACGGUUUAUUCUGCGUGUCUUUUGGACCCCCGUCAGGUUGUUUUGAUUGGUUUGAGAUAUGUCUUUGGAAACCUACCAUCAAUGAGUUAAGACGACUUCCCAAUUCUUCUUCACUGAGUCAUGAGGAAACAGAACCCCAUUAUGGGUUGGGUUAUGACUCAGCCAAUGAUGAUUAUGUAGUUGUGAGGCUCAUCACAAAUCUAAAUGAUAUGGUUACGAAGAAAAGGUCUAUCAGAGUCGAAUUAUAUUCUUUGAAAACUGAUUCUUGGACGCCUAUUUAUCAACCAUUCCCUUACACUAUGCUUCAUGAUCUUAGAGACACUUAUUUUGACUGUCACUUUGUGAACGGUAGAUUCCAUUGGAUGGUCCUUUGUGACAAAUCCAAUUAUCAUGAUUUCUCACCAGUGAUUGUGUUCCUAGACUUGUCAAACUAUGAAUACAAAGAUAUACCACAACCUAAUUACACAAAGGUGCCAAAUACUUUAGUAAGUUGGAAAGAUGCCAUUGGUAUAGUUGUCCUAGAUGGUCGGCUUUGUGUCUGCUGCAAUUACUUUGAACGCGGUUCUUUUGAUUUGUGGACAAUGAAAGAUUAUGGGGUCCAUCAAUCUUGGACGAUGAUGCUCUCUAUCCCUACUAUAGAUGGUAUUCUGGCAUCUCUUAAUUUGUCAUCUUGGUAUUUGGUUCCGUUGUACUUGUUUGAAAAUGGCGAUGUUUUGCUCAAGACAGGCAAAAUCAGAUCAACCGGAGAACGCAACAUAUUGGUCUACAAGAAAACCAAGAAAGUAUUCGAGCCAAUUCUACUAGGAGCUAGUAAUGUCUAUACAGAGACCAAUGUCCCCACUGUAAACCACUGA
Molecule: messenger RNA, 1182 nt
Organism: Lycium ferocissimum
Lineage: Eukaryota; Viridiplantae; Streptophyta; Magnoliopsida; Solanales; Solanaceae
Product: F-box/kelch-repeat protein At3g23880-like
Exons: 1
Coding region: 1-1182 (393 amino acids)
Molecular function (GO): protein binding
Source: RefSeq, a predicted model, not a curated record